GCCUCUAUAGUUUUCAUGGUAGAUUGCACCAGAACGUAUCGCCUGUCCGUUACCCCGUUAUACAUUAUUCUUUCCGAGAACAGGUGGAUACAAAGACAUAUCAUUUUGCGCUGCAUAUAAUGUUAGAGAUUACAGGGGAACUUGUUUAGGCUACAAUAUAUCGGUAGUCUACGUGUCGCGUCGGGGGGACUGCGGUACAUCUGAAGACGGACUAGUAAAGACUGUCAAGCAAAGGAAGAUUGCCAACCAGCAACAUCAUCGAGACGUAAAAUUAUGCUCUUCAUUCAGAUACAGGUCUCCCGUCUGCGGAACAUUUGGCUUGAUAGUUUGAUUGACCAUUUCAACCAUUCAAAAAUGAUUAGUGAAUUACAUUAGUGCUGUUAACCCAAUGCAACACGUUGCUGGCAAGCGAGACAUCAUUGUGCCAUUAAUUGAUUACAAUAAGGCAUAUUUUCUUGGGAUGACAUCCUGGUGUGUCUCCCCUCCGUUACCUUGUUUAGACUCCAGAGUUCCUGCUUUCUGUCAGGGGCCAGCCUGCUGAUUCCUCUCUGCCGCCACGUCACGUCACGGGGGGCCGAUGCGGCGUUUCAUAUACUGUAAGGUGGUGCUCACCACCUCGCUUGUCUGGGUGCUGGUGGAUGUCUUCCUGCUGCUCUACUUCAGUGAAUGUAAUAAAUGUGAUGACAGGAAGGACCACUCGCUGCUGCCUGCUCUCAGAGCGGUCAUGUCGCGAGCCCACGAGGGCCCGGGGGAGAUGGGGAAAGCGGUGGUUAUCGCAAAGGACGAGCAGGAGAAAAUGAAGGAGCUCUUUAAGAUUAACCAGUUCAAUCUGAUGGCCAGCGACAUGAUUGCUCUCAACAGGAGUCUGCCGGACGUGAGACUGGACGGUUGCAAGACGAAGGUGUACGCGGACGAUCUCCCCGACACCAGCAUAGUGAUCGUGUUCCACAACGAGGCGUGGAGCACCCUGCUCCGCACUGUCCACAGUGUCAUCAACCGCUCGCCACGGCACCUGCUGCAGGAGAUCCUGCUGGUGGACGACGCCAGUGAGAGAGACUUCUUGGGAAAGAAGCUGGAGAACUAUGCUCGUACCCUGGAGGUUCCCGUGCGGGUCCUGCGGAUGGAGCAGCGAACGGGGCUGAUCCGGGCCAGGCUAAGAGGGGCAGCUGCCACACGGGGACAGGUCAUCACCUUCCUGGACGCCCACUGUGAAUGCACAGUGGGCUGGCUGGAGCCUCUGCUGGCCAGGAUCAAAGAGGACCGGAGAUCUGUGGUAUGUCCUAUAAUCGAUGUGAUCAGCGACGAGACGUUUGAGUACAUGGCAGGCUCAGACAUGACCUACGGAGGAUUCAACUGGAAGCUGAAUUUCCGUUGGUACCCCGUGCCUCAGAGAGAAAUGGACAGGCGCAAAGGGGACAGGACAUUACCACUCAGAACCCCUACUAUGGCUGGAGGGUUAUUCUCUAUUGACCGGACAUAUUUUGAUGAAAUUGGCACGUACGAUCCAGGGAUGGACAUUUGGGGCGGAGAGAACUUGGAGAUGUCUUUCAGGAUCUGGCAGUGUGGCGGCUCGCUGGAGAUUAUAACAUGUUCCCACGUGGGUCAUGUGUUCCGGAAGGCCACCCCAUACAGCUUCCCUGGGGGCACUGGCCAAGUCAUCAACAAGAACAACAGGCGAUUGGCCGAGGUGUGGAUGGACGGCUUCAAAGACUUCUUCUACAUCAUAUCACCAGGUGUGGCCCGGGUAGACUAUGGAGACGUGUCCUCUCGUAAGGCCCUGCGUGAAGCUCUGCAGUGCAAACCCUUCUCCUGGUACCUGGAGAACAUCUACCCCGACUCUCAGAUCCCCCGGAGAUACUACUCACUUGGUGAAAUCAGAAAUGUUGAAACAAACCAGUGUGUGGACAACAUGGGCAGAAAGGAGAACGAGAAGGUUGGCUUCUUCAACUGCCAUGGCAUGGGUGGGAAUCAGGUGUUCUCGUACACGGCUGAUAAGGAGAUCCGGACAGAUGACCUGUGUCUGGACGUGUCUCGCCCCCAUGGCCCUGUGGUCAUGCUGAAGUGUCAUCAAAUGAAGGGGAAUCAGAUGUUUGCGUAUGACGCAGAGCGGCUGACCCUGCUGCACGUCAACAGUAACCAGUGUCUGGACAUGCCUACUGAGGAGGACAAGAUGGUGCCCACCCUGAGAGACUGCACAGGCAGCCGCUCCCAGCAGUGGUUCCUCCGCAACAUGACACUGACGCUCUGAUCUGACGUGGAGCAGGACCUCCACCUUCACUCACCACCACCCUGGCCAGUUUCGCCCCCACCUGAACCACCGACCCACUUCGCUCCCGCUGGCCACUACCUUUGCCUCGCUCCACCAGGUAUUUUUUUUAAAUCAUGCACAUGCUCCUGCCUCCUUCAACACUCGCAGGUGGGGAAGAAGCAGGCAGGUAGCAGGGUUUUUUUGUGUGUUUUUUUUCCCCGCGGGGCUUCGGAGGCUCGGCAAGGGCGUUAUCUGCGAUUCCGAUCCCCUCAUUCAAUCAAUAUUACACACAGUGGCUGGCAAGAGGCUGGCGUGCACACUCUCAGCCAGACAAUAUCUGUAUGGUUGACUCAUAUGAACGGGUCUGAGGUGACGGUGACUCACACUUUUACAUGUGGAGGAAGCUGGAGUCAGAGUGACUAUCGCACUGACGGUACCGUAUAUGUCAGAUGGCUCUCAGACCCGGUCGCGUGUGUGCGUUCAGAGGUUCCCGACUUUUGUACAGCAGCAGCACCGAUAGCAGGACACCAUUUGUACGUCCGUGGGGUCUCGCAGACUAUGUACUCUGGCUCUGAACACAAGUGUGUGUUUAAAGUGUAGCCCUGACAAGAGAUGAUUCGGUUCGGACAUUGUACACCCCCAAUUCACAGCUAUGUUGGAGCCACGUGUACAUCUGAGGGUGAAGGGUAAGGGUUGCUGUUGUUGAUGGGUACAUGACAAAACGCAAAACAUUAGAGGUCAUACAGAACUCGUGCAUGGAGGCAUAUAUCUGUCAAAUCUAAUUUACCAUUAUCCAAUUUGCAUUAUAAAUGUAAUUUCGGCAGCUUUUUGCUUCAAUGCUCAAUGGCAUAAAGGUUUGCACUGUUCCUUUGGGGCGGCAGCGUAGCCUAGUGGUUAGAGUGUUGGACUAGUAACCGGAAGGUUGCGAGUUCAAACCCCCGAGCUGACAAGGUACAAAUCUGUCGUUCUGCCCCUGAACAGGCAGUUAACCCGCUGUUCCCAGGCCGUCAUUGAAAAUAAGAAUGUGUUCUUAACUGACUUGCCUGGUUAAAUAAAGGUAAAAUUAAAAUUAAAUUUGUAUUACAGGAAAUAGAUAUGUCAUUUCAAAACACAACUGUAUAUCUGAGGCCAAAGUUACUUGGAUUGAUACGGUAUGCCUUAAGAGAAAUAGUCAAUUAUUGAAUGGGUCAAGGAAUGUAAGAGAAAGGGAAAAAUCUUGACAAGCUUUGCCUCAAAGUCAACCGGAGUAGUUGCCACAGUUUGUCAAAAUUGUUUCUACUGCACUGUAGCACGGUCCGCUCCCCAAACAUUGGAUUAUUGAACGUAUCGUUUAUUUUGGAUACGUUUGUCUACUUGAAGGUUCCCUUAUUCUACUUUCUACAUUAUGUCCAUCACUUUCAUUACAAUAGUUGACUUAUCAUUUGCACGGUUCAUCAUAACAUAUCAUUUGCCCGAUCUAAACAUAAAGCAAAAAUGAUCUGUCGACAUAAGGCUGUGAGUACAUUUACAAUGUCGGUUUGAAUAUCAAGUUUCUUGUUUAUUUAAUUAAGCUAUUGUGAAGUCUAAAAGCUCCCCGAAACAUCUCAGCAUUUAGCGAAUCGAUCAAUGUGAACAAUGGCAACAGUAUAAUGAGACUAAACAGAACUCAUCGUGUUUUACCACUAUACUGUGCCAUUUUGAUCGUCAGUCAAACGAUGCGUCCUGAAUCGUACCCUGUUGUGCUAUUUUUGAGCAGGUCUCAUAAUAGGCUCUGGUCUAAAAGUAGUGCUCUAUGUAGGUAACAGGGGACCAUUUGGGAUGCAUGAAAAAAUGUCUUGAUAUGAUCAACGUUUUUAGAAAACGGAUCAACUAUGUUUUUCAAUGGAUUGUCAGACCGGACCCGCUGACAUCCCACGGUGGUGUAAAUAAAUAACGGCCAUCAUCGUGUUUUCGUCGUCACGGUGACUGUACAUACAGAACCAAUUAUUUUUCUAAGACGCUGUGAAACUUGAAAGCCCCGUUGAAAUGUAGAGCGUGGCAUGGUUAUGUAAUUGAAUCCAUUGCCCGUGCGCUGUUCAGAAAUACCAAUGGAACUCUGUUAAUGCUUUCUAGGGGUUUUAUGAAAUGUGCAAUGUGUUUUAGAGGUUCAUCAGCAAAAAAACACAAACUACCUAAUGGACAUUACUGUACUAAAACGGAUUCAAACUAUCUCAAUGCUUGAACACUGUCAUAUCUAUGCCUACUGUUUGUUUGGCAUUCAGACUCAAAUGAAAUGAACUCUGUUUACGUUCAUAUAUAUUUAUCGUUUAGUUUCACCUAGAUUAUCUUUAGGUGUAGGGUGAAGUUGCCCCUAGACUCAUAUCCCCCACUAAUAGUUAAGGUUGGGACUGGGGAAGAGGAAGCUGAUCCUAGAUCUGUUCCGACAGUAGGGGAAACUUCACCCCGUAGCUUAUCUUGACAUGCAUGGUACUACAAUAGGAAUGUACUAUAGAUUGUGUUUGAAUUUUGAACUGUUACCCUGUACAUGUAAUGGUCUAAGCUGAUGUAUGUUACCUGUUUGUACAUUUUUGUAAAAACCACCAAAAAAAAGAAGAAAUGAAAAACAAUCUUGAUGGAAUCUGCCAUGUGUUCGAUUACUGGGGGAUGAUACGAACCAAUGAAAUGGUGAACGACAAAUCAAAUACAUCUGUUGUUGAUUAAACGUUUCUGUUGAAGCUUUUAGGCCCCCCCCCCCCGUGUCUCCCGUCUCCUCCUUAGCUCUAGGGAUGCGUCCCAAAUGGCAUCCUGUUUUCUAUAUGCUGCACUACUUUUGACCAGGGCCCAUCGGGCUCUAGGUCCCUGGUCAGAAGUAGUGCUCUGUAGAGGGAAUAGGGUGCCAUUUGGGACUCAGACUUAGUAUCUACUAGGAGCCUGGUGGGCGCUUUAACCAUGGCUCAAUAAUACGCUCAUUAUAGUUGCUAGGUCAGGUCUAGAGUUAGCCUAUGGAGAAGGUCCAGUAUAAACUGGGGCCGGGUUUCAAUCUGAUUGCCCUUUGCCGAUAAUGCGUCCUUUAAAAAGGCAAUGUUCCCGCUUUCGCGGAGACCACAUUCACGGUAAACGCUGCAUAAAAAAUAUAUGUGUAUUUUCCUUCUAGCACUGACUUUGAUAGUAACUACUUUAUUGAGGGAAAAUGUACUUGCUAUGGCUGUGCAGAUGUGGUUGUCUCACCCAGCUAUCUUGAGAUGAAUGCACUAAUUGUAAGUUCGCUCUGGAUAAGAGUGUCCGAUAAAUGACUCAAAUGUAAAUAUGUCGGCGCAAUCUGAAACGGCCUUUUAGAUGGUGCGUUGUCAACAAACUGCGAUCAGAUUGAAUCUCAGUUGAAAAUGGCUUCCAAUAAAGACUCGGUCUAAGGUUGAGGUCUUGACGACAAACGAUUUCACACUAAUUUGGUUUAUAGAGGCCUUACAUUACUGAAUAACUGUCUCAAAGCGUAUUUGCAUAAUAUUACAUGUAAUAGCAUCACUUAAUUGCUUCACUGUAUAUUUCCCUUUUCCCCACCCACAUCAGAGAAUGGGAGUUUUUUUUUUAAAUAAAUAUUUGUAAACCUCUCCAAGGCAACCA
Oncorhynchus gorbuscha (pink salmon) is the source of this 5827-nucleotide messenger RNA. Its product is annotated as polypeptide N-acetylgalactosaminyltransferase 13-like. The record is from RefSeq and is a predicted model, not a curated record. Gene Ontology annotation, cellular component: Golgi apparatus. Lineage: Eukaryota; Metazoa; Chordata; Actinopteri; Salmoniformes; Salmonidae.